UGCUCCGCACCGUGACUUCUUCCACCACCGCCGGCGGCAGACCCACUUUUCGACGCGAAUAUUACCUUCGUUUUGCUCUCACUGGCAGCAGAAGCUCCUGAGCCUUUUGUAUUAUUCUAUCUGCAUUUCGUUAUUUGCUUGGCGACUGAGCUGAAUCUUCACAAAACAUGAACAUAGGUGACGAUCAGCUUGGAACACCUCCUGCUCAAGGUUCUUCGAAUGAUAAUGCUCCUAUUGAGAAAGUGGAAGAGAUAUCAGACCACCUCUCUCAAAGCAUUCCACCAACUCCUUCCGAUGUACACGUCCCUAGUCCUCCAGCCUUAUCACAGGAGCCAAGCAGAACCCAGCGCCCAAAGCCAAACUACCAAGCCCAUUAUCUCAUGGCUGGACAUACAAUGUCGAUAUCCGCUCUAAAGUUUAGUCCUGAUGGCUCCAUAUUGGCAUCGUCUGCUGCGGACAAAACUAUCAAGCUUUGGGACGGGUUAACUGGUGGCAUAAUGCAGACACUUGAAGGACAUGCAGAGGGUAUCAAUGAUAUUGCUUGGUCGAACGACGGUCAAUAUAUUGCUUCCGCUUCUGAUGAUAAGACAAUCAUGCUUUGGAGCCCCGAACAGAAAACACCUGUCAAAACGCUCAAGGGUCACACUAAUUUCGUCUUUUGCUUGAACUAUAGCCCCCAUUCCGGAUUACUGGUUUCAGGUGGGUAUGAUGAGACCGUCCGCGUCUGGGAUGUAGCAAGGGGUAGAUCGAUGAAAGUGCUCCCUGCGCAUUCAGACCCUGUCACGGCUGUGAAUUUUAAUCACGAUGGUACUCUUAUCGUCUCGUGUGCCAUGGAUGGUUUAAUACGAAUAUGGGAUGCUGAAUCUGGCCAAUGCUUGAAAACCUUGGUUGAUGAUGAUAACCCCGUCUGUUCACACGUUAGAUUCUCUCCCAACUCAAAAUUUGUUCUCGCUGCCACACAAGAUUCUACAAUUCGGCUAUGGAAUUAUUUCACUUCUCGCUGUGUCAAAACGUACAUAGGACAUACGAACCGCACAUACUGUCUCGUUCCCUGUUUCAGCACGACUGGCGGCCAGUACAUUGUAUGUGGCAGUGAAGACUCAAAAGUGUAUAUAUGGGAUCUGCAGAGCCGUGAAAUAGUGCAAGUACUGCAAGGUCAUAGAGAUGUGGUUUUAGCUGUAGCUACGCAUCCUUCACGCAACAUCAUCGCAUCUGCAUCGAUGGAGAAGGAUAUUACAAUUCGACUCUGGUUUGAUGAACCGAGCGGUCAAGAAAGUGGGGUACUCAGCUCGUAAAAUUCAAAGUACUACAUACUCGACUGAAAUCUUCCUAUGUAAUCUUGCAUACUGCAAAACCCUAAGGUGCUUGAAGCCCCUGAUACGGGUUACGCAUCACGUGAUCCAAUAUG
Molecule: messenger RNA, 1408 nt
Organism: Serpula lacrymans var. lacrymans S7.9
Lineage: Eukaryota; Fungi; Basidiomycota; Agaricomycetes; Boletales; Serpulaceae
Exons: 8
Coding region: 168-1295 (375 amino acids)
Molecular function (GO): protein binding
Source: RefSeq, a predicted model, not a curated record